AAAGGAAAGUGGCCCCGGACUCCUCUUGUGCCACGCAAUAGCCCUGAGGGAGGAGGAAGAGGAGGAGGAGGAGGAAGUGAGAAAAGGAGAAGGGGAGAAAAAAGGACAAGAAAGAGCUUGGACUGGAGCCAAACGGGGUCUGGAUUGCAACAGAGGGGACCCUGGGCUCCCCAGGACGCCUGUGCCGGGCUGGGAGACCCCCCACCACAACCACCCAGCAUUGGAGCUGGCGAUCCCGGAGCGAAGGCCCGAGGCAGGGAGCAGCAUCGCUCCCUGGGGGCGUCCAGCCCCGCGUCCGCCUCCCUGGCAUUGGGGAGCAGUCACUGGAUUUUAGCUUCCUGGGACAUCUGAGCGACUCUUCCUCCUCCUGCUCCACCGCAGCAGGCAGGUGAAACCCUGCUCGCCUCCUCCACUCACCCCAUGGCAGCCCCACACCUCCCCACGGCCACCGGCUGAGCCUUCUCUGCAGCGUUCCCCACUCCGUAUGGUGCAUCGCAACCCAGCUCCCCGCUCCGAACCGGAGCCCCCGACCUCGCAGGGAGGCGAGCGUGCGGCUGGGACUUUCCUGGAGGCAGGGGAACGUUAAGAUGUUGAAAGCUCCCCGGCCGAGAGGGGCUGCGCGGACGCCAGGCCACCCGGCUAGGGGGGAGCAGGAUGGACAGAGCCGUUGGGGCCGGGAACCGAGGCCGGUAGGGAAGGAUGGACACCCGGACCUGCCAGGACAGGCAGCCCAGUGACCACCCCAGCAGCAGCAAUUGUAGCAGCAGCAGGAGUAACUGCGAAAGGGAAAGGAUCCGGAAUCGGAUGAAAAUGGUGAUCGGGCAACUGGAAGGCAUCUUACAGGAGCUCAAGGAGGUGGCCAAGGAGCUCCGGGAGGUGGUGAGCCAGAUCGACCGCCUGACGUCCGACUUCGAGUUCGAGCUGGAGCCGGAUGACUGGACGACGGCAACGGCCAGCAGCACGUCCAGCAGCGACAAGGGGGGAGGCGCCUUCGAGCUGGGACCCCUUGACUUCACCACCUCCGACAUCCUCUCUGACAGCUGGGAAUUCUGCUCCUUCCUGGAUGCUUCCACACCCUCCGACCCCGGCGACGGUCCUGAGCCCCCGCGGCCGCAGCCUCCGUCAUCCCGCCAGCCUGAUUACCGGCUGAUGAACGGGGGGAUCCCCAUCACCAACGGUCCCCGAGGCGGCGGGACCCCGGAUUCCUCCAGCGAGGAGGCAUUUGGCAGCACAACAGCAGGUCAGAAGCUCCCACAUCCCCGGCCGGCCGGCACACGGGAACGGGUGCGAUUCAGUGACAAGGUGCUUUACCACGCUCUGUGCUGUGAUGACGACCGGGACGGUGACAGCACGGUGUCCCUGGGGGAUGAUGGCCCCGAGGAACCCGGGAGGAAGGUGCCACCUUCCAAGCAUCCUUCCAGCGGCGGUGGCGGAGCCCCAGCACGGCGGCUGACGAGGAACAGCAGCACCCAGACCGUAGCCGACAAAAGCACCCAGACAGUGCUGCCUUAUAUCCCGGCCAAGCAGAAAAUGAAAAAUAAGAACUGACGCACGGAUUUCGGGGAGGGCGGGUGGACGGGGGGACUCUUGGGGAGGGACAGAAAAAUAUAUAUAUAAAUAUAUAAAUAUAUAUUUCAAUAAAUCGAUACUAAUAAUAAAAUUGACAUGAAAAGGUGGCAAAGAAGACAAA
Messenger RNA from Columba livia (rock pigeon), 1690 nucleotides. It is a transcript of the gene INSYN1, whose product is annotated as inhibitory synaptic factor 1. Gene Ontology annotation, biological process: inhibitory postsynaptic potential. NCBI's taxonomy places the organism in Eukaryota, Metazoa, Chordata, Aves, Columbiformes, Columbidae. The record is from RefSeq and is a predicted model, not a curated record. The transcript has 3 exons. Gene Ontology annotation, cellular component: postsynaptic density. Bases 700 to 1548 code for a protein of 282 amino acids.